This is a messenger RNA of Siniperca chuatsi (mandarin fish), 2163 nucleotides long. It is a transcript of the gene dnajb6b, whose product is annotated as DnaJ heat shock protein family (Hsp40) member B6b. Gene Ontology annotation, molecular function: Hsp70 protein binding; ATPase activator activity. The transcript is spliced from 11 exons. Gene Ontology annotation, cellular component: endoplasmic reticulum membrane; cytosol. The record is from RefSeq and is a predicted model, not a curated record. Gene Ontology annotation, biological process: positive regulation of proteasomal ubiquitin-dependent protein catabolic process; protein refolding. Lineage: Eukaryota; Metazoa; Chordata; Actinopteri; Centrarchiformes; Sinipercidae. The coding region runs from base 263 to 1249 and encodes 328 amino acids.
CAUGUGCGAUUGUGGGGCAGUUCUGAUAACCGACAGGACUUGAAAGCAGCAGCAGCAUAGCGUGCUAGUCGGUAUCAGUAGCCACAUCACCAGCAGCAAGCAGCAAGCAGCCACCAGCGGCUACAGUUACAGGUUCCGCACUCAGGCGAAGACAGGGGAAUAGCAACAACAUAGAGGAUCUCGGAGCAGACAUUUCCUUUAAAGAGAGGCCACGCAGAGGACCCUCACAUAGGACAGCAACUACAAACUCACAGACAGAGCCAUGGUGGAAUACUACCAGAUAUUAGGAGUCCAGAAAAAUGCAACGCAAGAGGACAUCAAAAAAGCUUACAGAAAAUUGGCAUUGAAGUGGCAUCCAGACAAGAACCCAGAUAACAAGGACGAAGCAGAGAAAAAGUUCAAAGAGCUGUCAGAGGCAUAUGAAGUGCUCUCCGAUGAAAACAAAAGGAAUACUUAUGACCGAUAUGGCAAAGAAGGCCUUUCAGGAGGAGGAGGAGGAGGAGGAGGCCAUUAUGAUCACUUUGGCGGCGGUGGCUUCACAUUCCGUAAUCCCGAGGACGUUUUCAGGGAAUUCUUUGGCGGCAGAGAUCCAUUUGCAGAUUUGUUUGCUGAUGAUCCCUUUGACCCUUUCUUCGGUCGCAGUCGCCAGAGGGGCGCAAGCCGAAGCAGGAUGGGGGGACCGCGCUUUGGUUUUGGGGGCUUCCCAGGAUUUGGGCCUGGCUUCUCAGGGUUCGAUUCAGGAUUUAACUCAUUUGGAGACAUGGGAGGAGGAUUCACUUCCUUCUCUUCUUCAUCUUUUGGCGGUGGGGGAGGAGGAAUGGGUAACUUCAGAUCUGUGUCGACCUCCACCAAGGUCAUCAACGGCAGAAAAAUUACUACAAAACGGAUUGUGGAGAACGGCCAGGAGCGGGUGGAAGUGGAGGAGGAUGGUCAGUUAAAAUCCCUAACAGUUAAUGGUACGCUUUACCUUUACGGACCAGACAUUGCAGCUGAAGAUCCCUUAGAGGAAGAGUUUUGUCGCCGCAGACAGACCGCGCUCCCUGGCCUCAGCCUGCACCAACGCUACCUGAGGAACUCCACCCUAAACCCCUCAGAGGAAGAGGAGGAGCACGACUUACAGAGCCUGGGACUAACGAGAGGACACAUGGACACCAAGAGGAAGAAGCUGUGGCUAAAGGAGGCAGAGUCCAAAAAGAAAAGGGCUCCUCGACUCUUCCCUCGGUUUGGUGGACUUGGUGCCUUUUUUUAAACACCCUCAACCCAACAAUUACACACACUCACACACACACACACACACACACACACACACACAUAUAUAUAUGUUUGUUGGCAGAAGUGCCAUCAGUCAUAUGUGGCAUUAGUUCAUCGUUGCUAUGUAUCGGAGGCCCAACAUCCCCACUGCUGCAUCAUAUCUUUUGUUGUCUAUUAGCUGCAGUGCAAAGCAUAACUCCUGCCUGCUUUCAUCAGCAAAACGGUAGCCUGUAGAGACCUCACUUCAAUGUUUUGUUUUGUCCAAGAUACAGUUUUUUAGUGGUUAAGCUUUUGCUAUUGCUGUAUUUAUUGUGGGUGGGCCCUGUGGAUGUACAGUGAGCAUUCAGAGCCUUAAUUAAUCUCCUAUGAUUAGACUUUUUACAGCACACAUUUUUAGAAAGUGUGUUUGAAAGACUUCAGGUAGACGGAGAGUUACAGUAGCAGCUUUGUAAGCAUGAAAAUGACUGCAGUAAUACUGUGUGAGAAUAAGUGAAGGUCAAGCUAUUCAGUGGAUCCUUUUUUCAAUAGAGACGAGCAGAGAGAGGGAUAUCUAGGCAAUGUGAGAGUAAAACAGAAUGAAAGCUCCUCACUCCUCCAUCAUACAUGAAAAGUGACUAUCAACACUCUUACAGUAACAUUAUCCACUCUUUUACGACUACUCCCAAAGGGUGAAAAAUAGCUAUUAACCCCUCAAAGUCAUUAUUUUAUAGGUUUCGUUGAACCGAGUGGAUUGAGCAACAAGCUUCCAUGGGUUUUUUUUGUAAAAGAUUCCUUAAACUAAAAUAUUGUUUCCCUCAUCUGAUUUGUCCUUGACACGUUGUUCUCAUGAUUAUUGUAAGUGGAAAUGUAGAAAUGUCUGAGAAAUUUUCUUUUUUUUUGGACUCUUACCAAUAAAUGCUUAAAGAAAAACAA